This is a messenger RNA of Symbiodinium sp. CCMP2592, 1089 nucleotides long. Lineage: Eukaryota; Dinophyceae; Suessiales; Symbiodiniaceae. The record is from the annotation of a GenBank genome assembly.
AUGCUGAAAGGUUACGAUGGAACGCUUCAAGGCAAAGAGAUGUUUAUGGUCGAGGAGUACAGCACCAGGCAAGGAUGGUGCUCUGGUGCUCCGUUGUUACACUACGAUUUGGACAGUUGUAUCAAGCUGGACGAGGCCGUGCGCCAUCUCGAGGAAAGUCUCAUGCUGUAUGAGACGGGUGGCGACUCCGACAUUGACACGCUGGAAGACAAUGAUCCGACACCUCUAUCCCCGGAGCGACGGUUGCUUCCUCCGAUGGCGCUUGGCAAAGGAACGGAGGUCAACUUGGUUGAUGCCACUGCAGUGGACGUGCCGUCCAUGUGUCAGGAUGUUAGCCAGGCCUUGGCGGAGGCAGCCGCGGCUUUGGGUCAGGAUGCCCUCGCUGACGCUGCUUCAACCGCACUUCAAAACAUGGAAGCAGAUGACCGGGUCGCGGCAGCAACCAGAGGAACUUUGCAUUCAUUGAACGGCCUCGCCGCGAUUGAGAAUCAAGUUGAGAACGAUGAUGACUCUGCAUGGCAGCUUGCGCCAGCUCCACCGUUUCAGUCUGCGCAACUUUCGAGUGAUGCUGACAACGGUGAUUCCGGUGAUGGUGGACAAUUGAGAGCUCAGUAUCCACCAUCUCAUCUGGAAGAGCGGCUCAUGCCAAAUGCGCUGAAAGAGACUUCCAAGGCGACAUUGGAGAAGAUCACUUCUCUCAUGCGCAGCAACGAGGACUGGGCAGGCAUUGCUCUAGUUGCAACAGUGGCCCAGGAGGCCGAUCUUAUCGGGAAAUGGGCCGAGGGCUGCCCCUGCCCAGAACAUCAGAGGGGCCCAGCUUUGCUUCUUCAGCGCGGCGUCCGCGGCUCUAUGAUGCAUAUGGUUCAGGAUGAGGAGUCCGACGGUGACUCAGCAGACUUUUGUGCUGCAUACGGACGUCAAAGCCGGGGCAGCCGGGGCCGGGGCCGGCUCCGGCGUCGUCGUCGUCGUGACUCCGCUGCCGCUGCUGAAUGCAGCCUGAAGGGGCUGCGAGCCCCGGAGAUGUCUGCUGGGCAAGCACUAGAUCUUCAACUUUCAGUGAUGCAAGGACGGCCGAUGUGGGCUGUGUAA